This is a messenger RNA of Spodoptera exigua (beet armyworm), 3542 nucleotides long. The record is from the annotation of a GenBank genome assembly. NCBI's taxonomy places the organism in Eukaryota, Metazoa, Arthropoda, Insecta, Lepidoptera, Noctuidae.
AGCGAGUCUCGUUUCGUCCAUCGCUCGUGUACCUACCAACAUUUUGAACAGUUCAUUAUAUUUUCCUAGUGUGUGGCAUGUUAGUUGUGUAAAAAUGUCUGAAACUUCAAGAAAAAGGUGCAGAAAGUCUAAAUUAGUGCCCAGAGAAUGUGUUCUGCUUGAAGAAGAAGAUUUGGAACAGCAGAUACCAUUACAAAAAAUAUUCAUACCGGUACCGGUAAAUAAAAGUAAAACAAUCACACAGAAGGACCAGUCCGAUGAAUGUGACAAGAGUGUCUUGAAAAAAAUUAAUGCUGCCGUCAGAAAAUCCUUGGAAGAGCAAGAACUGUGCAAAGAUAUAAAAGAACCACAAAGAAAAUUCGAAGUGGCUAUAAAAAUUGAAACGUGCGAUGAAGAAAUGAAUCCAGAGCUAAAUUUAGAAGAUAACAAAACUAUAAUAAGGCGCCAUCUGUCUGAUCUAGACGUAGUUCCAUUACCUACUAUAGAACUUAAGGCCGAAGACAUACUAAAAGCAGUUGAUAAUAUUAUAAAUUCUUCAAGUAAUAUUGCAGAUAAGGCUUUAUGUUUGUAUGUGCGGAACACCAUUGGGCAAUAUGUGAGGAAAGUAUCAACUCCUAGCCUUCAUGAGGUAAUGGUUCAGGAAGCUUUAGAUCAAUGGCAACCUUGGUAUCAUCACUCCAGAUAUGUCAAUCGCACCCCACCAAUAUCUUACAAGUGCUACAUCUGCAGAAAAUCCUGGUGGCACCUUUCAGAGUUUAAAGAGCAUAUUACGGAGCAUAAAAAUCUAAACAUUGAUUUUGAAAGAAUAAACAACUAUGAAAGUGUGUUAAUAGCUUCAUCUGAUAUUGUUUUAAAUAUAGCAGACAUAUUUACUGAAGGAUUCUGUUCUCUGUGUGGAAAGGAUUAUGAUCACCACAAGUUGUGCAGGGAUGUUAACGGUAAAUUCCAAGGGAAUAGCGUUUGUGGGAAGAAACUUAAUAACUGUUAUAGCUUGAUGUUACAUACAGCUAACUGCGAAAUUUGUUCCAUCGGUUUGAAUUUUAAAUGUGAAGUCUGUUCAGUGAAAUUUAAUGAGAAAAUACAUUUGGAUGAACAUUUGGUUUUGUGUCAUACGGUGAGAUCGGAUGUGCCUAUUGGAACUGGUUUCAAGACAUGCCAAUGCUCAGAGCAGUAUGUUUCCAAAUACCAUCAUAUUUGUAUUGAUAAAUCCCCAAAUUUUCAAUGUUCUAAUUGUAAACAAAGUUUUUAUUAUAAACAACAAAUGGAUAGCCAUAUGUUCAGUCAGGAUAAGGAAUAUACUUGUGAAAUAUGUAACGAAGCCUGCUACAGGCCCUGUAUUAAGUAUAAACAUUUAAUGAAACAUACGGAUCAAUUUAUGAUGGUCAGCAAGUGUAGCAAUUGUCCGGGGUUGAACAUAUUUGUGGAUGAAGAGGAUGAACUGUAUCAUAAACGGAUGAAGCAUGGCCACGAUCUACAGGGUAUGAAGAAGCAACAUUAUUUUCCUAAGUUGCUUGUACCUGUUUCCUGCAUCAUACACAGUUUAAAAUAUCGAGCUGAUAUUAUGCCAACUCUGAAUAUAAAGGAGGAAAUACAAGACAGCCAUGAUUAUUCCAGUGAUGACUAUCAGGCCGAAGUGACUGAUAUAAAAAUGGAAAAUGAUUUCGUAGAAGAUGAGCCAGAAGAUUCAGAAGGACCAGAAGAUGAAGGUUUAGUUAUUAAAGAAGAACCAAUACGUUCAAGAGACACUUCCAUGAUAGAUUAUGAAAACUCAGAUGAAGAAGAAGAUCCAGACGAAGAUUAUAAUGGUGAUAUAAUAAAAAUCAACGGCAAUCAUGAAAAUGUCGAGGAAUUUAGUAACAAGGAAUAUGGUGAAAGAGAAAUACAGAAAGAUCAAGUGGACGACAUCAAUGAGAAGUUGUUGCCAGACGAUUCUGAUAGUGAAACGACAAUGGAUCCAGUCUUAGUGGACGGUAGAAUGAAAAAUAGACUUUAUUUAUGCAAGAAAUGCGGUUACAGGGCCAGGCAUAAGAAGUUCAAGGAACAUUUGGAGAGUGAAUGUGGGCAUUCAACGAACAAUAAAAAGAACUAUAAUUGUUCUUAUUGUGAUAUAACAUUCCCAUCUUUGGCCAAAUUCAUAUUCCAUUUCACUAACCAUGGUUUUAAAGAAAUGUGUUGCCCGGUAUGUUAUAAGCAAUACCGAUAUACUUCUAAAUUAGGCCAACAUGUACAUUCGCAUAUAAAAUACAAUUAUGUCCGUAUAAAGUUGAUUUCUCAUGAGCGGCGUUCUAAGUCAGAUUUCCAAUGUAAACAGUGCAGUGAGAUUGUUAGUGUUAAUAGCUAUUUUGAUCAUUGGCAAACGCAUUUAAGUCAUGUGCCUGAAGAGAAGAGUAAGGAAUUGAGUCAAGAUACCAAAAUUGAUGAGCUUCCCGUUUCUGUACCUGGAUGCAUGUCUGAAGAAGAUGUUAAGGAUUGCUUAAGGCACAUAAUGAUGAAGUUGCCGAAAAAUUGCAAUUACUGUAAAAGACAAUUCCAAAGAGUUUACGGCUGUAAGCGGCAUAUUAUCGAACACUUGCUGACUGAUGCAUAUGCAAAGAAACCCGUUCUUGGUGUGUUGAGAUGCCAGAUAUGUGCAGCCGGGUCCCCCACACCCGAGAAAUAUAAGCAACAUAUGCGCGACCACGCGUCUCUACCAGUGUUUAAGUGUGAAUUGUGCGACAGAACAUUCAGUGACUCAAGUAAUUUUACAAAACAUAAAAAAGUUCACAAUUUAAAAGUUUUCACUUGUGAUCUUUGCAGAAAGAAGUUCCAAGCCAAGUCGUCUUUGAUUAAACAUAUGGCGAUGCACCAAGCGAUGCACCCGAUCACCUGUGAAUUUUGCAAUCGAGUUUUUUAUUUCGAUUCCAGUUAUCGGCGCCACGUUAGGUAUUCUCACUCGAAAUUCGCUUCAGGAUUUCGCUGUGUUAUGUGCAAUGAGAGAUUUGAAAAUCUAAAAACGAAAUGGAACCAUAUGUGGGAAGUUCACAAGGAAAGAAAACAGGAAGCGGACUGCCCUAUCUGCUUAAAGUCCUUCAGAAAAUACUCCGAUGUAAAAGUUCACGCUAAAUCUGUCCAUGGGGUUCAUGUGUCCAUUGUUAGUAUGAAAAAUGCCUCAAAUAUUAAAAUUAAUGUAGAAAAGUGUUUCACUUCUCCCAAAAUUAAGGUAGGUAAGCCUGAAACUCUUGUGGUAUAUGAGUCUGAAUGACAUAAGCUGUAAACAGCUGGUUCUCGUCAAUCAUUCAUUGGGACUGUGGACCGGAGUGAUACCACGGCCUCGCAGAAAACCGGCGUGAAGCAGUACUGAUGUUGUGUUUCGCCGUGUGAGUGAGGUCGAAAGCGAAAGAAGCCAGCAACCCACUUGAAGUUACCCCUUUGGUAUUACGAGUGCCCAUGGGCGGAGCUGAUUGCUUACCAUCAGGUAAUCUUAUAAGUGAUAAAAAUAUUAUUUUUUUAGUGUUCAUUCAAUACGAUGAUUGGAUGUUUAAUUUCAAUUUGUUCUGUAUUCU